This is a messenger RNA of Vavraia culicis subsp. floridensis, 315 nucleotides long. RefSeq lists its product as uncharacterized. The coding region runs from base 1 to 315 and encodes 104 amino acids. The record is from RefSeq and is a predicted model, not a curated record. Lineage: Eukaryota; Fungi; Microsporidia; Pleistophoridae. The transcript has a single exon.
AUGCCAAAUCGAGCUAGGUAUAGAAUUUACUGCUUGGAGUUUCAUCAUUUUUUCCUUGUCUACGGUAUUUGGUCUUAUAAAGACAUGCAUGUCUUUGUUAUUUUUUUUGCCAAUACGCUGAUCAAUGUUCUAUGCGUAGAGGUGAUGAGGAUUAAAUGGUAUUUGUUUGUGGUGAAAAAAGUUGAUCAGGAUUCUCUCCCAUUACGCCUCCAGGUGCUGUUUUUAAUCGUAUCAUUGAUCGAUUAUACGAUACCUAUCCAUGUGCUUGUGGUAUAUGCCGCUGUUUAUUGCCAAAACGUUCUCAACACGAGUUGA